UCUGUGGUGAAGUACGUGAACUCAUCAUAUCAGUGACGAAGCGAUUGUUUUUAUUUUGAUUGCGGAUUGCGAUAAUUACAGUGGUUUGCAUUCGCCAACUUUUACUUUGUUAACUGUCUGGACAAGCUUCGUGCUGGAGAUAAAAGAUGGUUGCGAUCAAAUCAUCAGCUCAAUUGAAGCAUGAGGAUGAGGUAGUUACUUACGCGAUAUCUCCCUGGCGAAAAUGGUUUUAUAUCUCGUUUGCUGUGAUUGCUUACUUCUUGAUCACUGUGACCAUGUUCCACAGCCACAAGCUGAUGAGCCAUCAUGAAAGAGAGGAGUCGCACAGAUCACCAGGAUCUCUGAACUUGCUCACUCGGGGUCACGGGCAUGGGCAUCCUCACGGUAAUCAUGAGCCGCAUUCUCAUCAUCCGCACGGUCAUGGGCACUCUCACCCACACCACCAUGACUCCAACAACUAUGCACAUUCAAACGACAAACAAAGCAACAAAGAUUGGGAUUUCCUCAUCUUCACGCAACACUGGCCGAACACCGUCUGUCUGAGUUGGAAUGAAAAGACAGGCCGCGGCUGCAACUUCCCUGCAGACACAAACAUGUGGUCCAUUCAUGGUAUUUGGCCCACAAGAACCAACACAGAAGGCCCAUUCUUCUGCAACAAGGUCCACUUCAACGCAACUCUCUUGGAACCUAUUAAAGAUGACCUCAACAAGUACUGGCUGGAUGUUGAACAGGGUCGGCCGGCAAAUGAUCUGUGGGUCCACGAAUGGUCGAAGCAUGGAACCUGUGCGAUGGCUGAUCCACCUCUAGAUACAGAGCUCAAGUACUUUUCCCAAGGAUUAAAGUGGUUCGAGGAAUACAACAUGGAGAAGGUUCUGGGAAAAUAUCAGAUUUUGCCGAAAGUAGAGGAAGACAGUGGAGUUAGUGUUAUCGAUAUCUGGAACGCUGUUACAGACUCAAUUGGGAAGAAACCUGUCAUCCGAUGUUUGAAAGACCAGAAAACAGCGAAAACUUAUCUUUUCGAAAUCAGAAUAUGUUUUGACAAGGAUUUGAAUAAUUUGGAUUGUGAUGGCGCCAAAGGCUAUCAUAGGGAACAUGAUUUUGUGUAUGAUGACAUUCACACAAACUGCCCACUGCAUGAGCCAAUUUUCUACACCUCAGUGGGUAAUCAUCAACCAAGUUUGAAUCAUGAAGUCUCAUCAAAAAAAGACAAUUCUGCCAUUUCAGCACUGAAAAGUGUUCGAUCCUACAUACAAGGCUUGUUGUUAGGGGGCUGUACUGAAUCCUUCAAGAUGUAUUAGACAGUUGGAAGUUCUGUUUAAGGAACUUAAAUUUUGAUCCAUGACCCUAUGUAUCUUGGACGCCUGAUGAAAUUCUUUCAAUUACAAUGCCAGUGCUUACCAUCUGUUCCUAGGUUAAAUUAUAGGUGCCAUUUUCAUGUGUUAUGUUUCUACGGUGUCAAUUGUUGAGCAAACACGAGUAAUAUUGGAGAAAGUGAAUCUUGAAUUCUAAAGAGGACGAAGUUAAAUUUUUUCGUAAGACCUUUCCGAUUCCCAGAGCAUUUUUAUCGCGAAAAAAUCUCAAGAAAUUUAUUAUUUGAAUGCUCUAGAAUAGUAAAAGUAAAUUUCUUUUAAAUGCAAGAGAAGCAAAAUCCUUGACUUCUGUCCUCUUCAGCAGCUCUGAUUGCCUUUCAUUCAGGAUGUUAUGUGGGGCUUUUUUUUUUAAAAACUUGACAUUUUCAAUUUUCCAUUUGCGAUCUUCAUUUCAAUCAACCUAAUGAUGAUAAAAGGGCAUCAUACUUAUUUUGAUUUAUAUGUAUUUAUUGUCACAGUUACUGAUAAUUUUUACCAAAUAUUCUUUCUUUCUUUUUCUCUUUAUGAAUUUUAAAUCAUUGUACCUCAAGAAUUUUUUUUUUUUUAAAUAUUAUUAUAAUUAGAUACCAACUCCGCAUGAAGAUUAAGAUGAAAGAUUCUAAUGUAAAUCAUGAAUCUGCCAUUUUACCAUUUUUACACAACCAGAAUCAUAUUACCUGUUAUGUUGUCGGUACCAAAUAUUUCUCAAGGCUUUUGUCGUAAUACCCUUUAUUUUCUUGGUUUUACCAUUAUCUUGAAUAUACUAAGGCGUUCAGUUCAUUAAUAUUUACGAGUGAAAAUCAUAUUUUUUAUGUUUUAGCUGUACAUUUUAGAAUCGUGUAAAUUUCCAAAUCAUUGAUUGUAUAUUUCUUCCUUAGCAAAAACUAACCCGUGACAUCCAAUUCCUAAUCUUUGGAAAUUGCUGAAUCUCAUUCUUUUUCAUUUUACUUCUGUACGAAAUUGUUAGAAAAAACUAGCUCAUAAAUCAUCGAAAUAUUGUUUUUAUAGCAAGACUCAAUUUUAAUUUUCUAACCUCCCAAGGAAAUCAUCGACACUCCCAAGGAAUCUUUAGUUUUAUGAUUGUGAUACUAUAUUUUAUUUUAGAUGUGUCUCUUAUAAAAAAUUACGUGGAGGGUAAAUCUUAUCAUUAUUCCCUGCUUUUUAUGUAUGAAGAGAACUUAUUUUUGAUGAUAUUAUUUUGAUAACUUUUUUGCAUAAUUUCAAUUCUGUAAACAAUUCUCUCGGAAUUUUGCUCGGAAUUCUUGAGUGAAACUAAUUUAAAUACCACCAUUUCAAAAGUGGACUACAAUUUCAAUAAGAAACUAUCAUUUCUAACUAAUUUUAAGAACAGCGUUUUUUAUCAUUUGUUUCCCUGUGCCGAUACGUGCUUCUAGGGAUGAACCAGAAACAAGAGCUCCUUUUUGCAAAAUGUAGUCCAAUCAUAUGGCAGUGAAAACUUCUAAAAAAUAAUUUUCAAAAGAGUUACUGGUUUUGAAAUUAAGUUUUUUCUAAUUUUGAGAACUUUUAAUCCUUUUUUUAUUUUAAGAAGAUGUUUUGAUGCAUGUAAAUUUCACCUAGAAAAGUUUUCUAAAUGAAGCUGCCCUGUUAGUGGUAUACUUGGUAAAAUUAGUGUGAAUGCCAUUUGAAUCAGUGAGAAUGAAAAUGCAUCAACUUGGGAAAAUGUUCAGAAAACACAUUGAACUUCAUAAUAGCGUAUUCAUGGGUAUUUUUGUUCCAUUCAUUUCAACUUUGGCUGUUAAAGUGUCUCAAUGUGCUUCUCUUAUGGCACCAAAAAGUUUUCUUUUAAUACCAAUUUUCUCACCUACUGUGCGGGUUUUUGUGUCUUCUGAAAAUUUUAGUUCUUCUGAGUUGGUUUGCUUUCAUUCUAACCAAUUAAUUUAAGAUGAAUUUUCAGAUGGUGUAAACAAACAUUGAUGAAUAAACCUUUUUUUUUCUUAGAUAUUGCUUCUGCUUUUAACCGCUAAUACUGAUUAACUUGCUGCAAUACUUAACUAAUUCACCUACUGAUCACUACAAUACUUAAUUACUAUCCUGAUUCCAUUAAAUUUACUGGUCUGUUUCAACUCUUCAUUGAAAAAAGAAAAAAGGAUACUUGUAAAACCCCACUAUGAAUGUCAAAAUGAGUGAAUACAAAAUAUUAAGCAAUAUUUUUGUAGAAAAUGGUGGAUACUGCCUUUAGAUAAUUUUCAUUUCAAUAUAGAGUUUUUGGAAGAUUUUAAGUUGAAAGCAUAGUGGAAAUGAACUUUUAGACAUGAUGAAUCCUCACUUUUUAAAAAUCAAUGGCUAAAUCCCAUUUUAGCAAAUUUGUGCAUUUUAUCAAUGUUAAGCUGGUUGUGAGAUCACUAACUCCUCCGUCCACAUCAAAAGGGAAUGUACGUAUGUUAAGAUUCUUGUGAAAAACGUUCAUUCAUUCUUGGUUAUUAUCUGAUGAAUGUAGUAUGAACGUUGUUUAUUCAUCAAUUUUGUAUGCUAGGAUCUGUAUUAGGAAUUUGUUAUUUCUUGCCUAUUUAUUUUUAUAUUUAGUACUGCAUGUUUUGUCAUGAAUAAUCAAUUUAACCAUUAUUUACUCAUUUGCUCCUGUACAAUAAUAUCUUCAAAAUUGCAUUUACUUAGGUGUUUUAAGGUUGUUUUGGGUCAAAACCUUGAAGGAAAGUUAUCGCCCCUUUUAAAUCCACAACAAUCGCAAGAAGACUGACUGUAGCAAUCAAAUCAAACUUUAACCGGGGAAAAUUUCACCUAUCAUGAUUUCCUUAUUUAUUGGUGGAACUGAGAUACCCGCUGGAUUUGCAAUUCAUAGGAGCCCAUACACUUGCAAACAAUCUAAGAAACUCCGCAUGAUCAUCAGUUAAAAUCAAAAUAGACCCCUAAGUUAUUAAAUUACUAUCAAGCUGUCUUUCAAUUCUAGUAAACCGUCAGUUGAAGGAAGGGCUUAAAAUCAUUGCCUGGAAGGCAUAAUCUUCCUCAGAUAUUUUACUGAUAAACGUCAUGCACAUGUGUCUUGUCAUCUCCUCUAUUCCAUGUGUGUUUAAUCAAAUUGGUUUUCAGAAUUAUUAUUCACUUUUCUAACACAUGCACACCUUGCUUUAAGCCCCUCCAAAAUCACCUCACCAUUAAUAAAUCUUUCAAAGGAGAAGUAGGCCGGACUGAAAGCUAAUUCAAAGGUCAAACUUUGACUUAGGCACUUUCUGUAAUAAAAAAGCUAUUGUACAAGAGUUAUUUUUUUCUAAUCAUUAUGUAUUUAACUUUAAAUUGACCGGAUGUGAUGCUUCCAUAAUUUUUUAGCAAUACCUAUUGUCAAAUAACUUUUUUUGGAAACCUUAUUCAGUAAUCAUGUACCAUCCACACAAGUUGACAUAUCAGGAUUUACUUAUGCUCUUAGUGAGAGGAUCUACAUGUUUUUGGAAGGAAGCCCUUUAUAUUAUUCCUUAGGGUUUUUCAGUCGGUGACUUGCCCAAUUAUUUAAAGUAAGUAAAUUCUGAAGUGUCAAUAAGGCUUGGAAAUCAAGGAAAGCCGUGGAAAAAGUUUACCAUGAUAGAAACAGCAAAUCGUCCCAACCUAUUUCUAGUUGAUUACUCGCGCAUGACUAGUAAAAUCAACCCGAACAAGUAAUCUAAACAUUUUAGUACAAACAAUCUGUUAGGAUUUUAAUAAAUACCAAAAUAGGAUAGUUUGUGAUAAUCAUUGUGUGUCAAUUUGCAUUAAUAGCUAAUCAUUGUAUUUUUGUCUCUUUUAUUAAAGCAUGAAUUUUACAAACUUGCAUGCCAUUUGUGGCACAAGUUUGAAUGAUAUGUUAUGUCUUCGUAGUUAUUGAGCUCAUUGACGACCUAGAGAAAUAAACUUUAUUUUACUACAAGA
This is a messenger RNA of Bemisia tabaci, 5225 nucleotides long. RefSeq names its product Ribonuclease X25 (gene RNaseX25). Gene Ontology annotation, cellular component: extracellular region. Gene Ontology annotation, biological process: RNA catabolic process. The record is from RefSeq and is a predicted model, not a curated record. Lineage: Eukaryota; Metazoa; Arthropoda; Insecta; Hemiptera; Aleyrodidae. Gene Ontology annotation, molecular function: RNA binding; ribonuclease T2 activity.